Brassica napus (rape) is the source of this 570-nucleotide messenger RNA. RefSeq names its product low-temperature-induced 65 kDa protein-like. Lineage: Eukaryota; Viridiplantae; Streptophyta; Magnoliopsida; Brassicales; Brassicaceae. The record is from RefSeq and is a predicted model, not a curated record. The transcript has 3 exons. The coding region runs from base 25 to 570 and encodes 181 amino acids. Gene Ontology annotation, biological process: response to abscisic acid; response to stress.
CGGAAGAGAGAAAAAUAUAAAUUAAUGGAUUCGCAAGCGCAGUUGCAACGUACUCAUGGUCACCAUCAAGCAGAGGAACAGAAUAGGAUUCACCAUCCAGAGGAAGAGGAGCAUCAUGAGAAAGGACCAGCAAAAGUUGUGAAGAAAGCCAAGGAAAAAGCAAAGAAGAUAAAGAAAGCUCUUACCAAACAUGGUCAUGGUCAUGAACAAGAACUCCACGGUGGUGCGCCAGCACGAGGAAAAGGUCACCACAUUUCGGACCCGGUGGAAGAAGAGUUCUUUCCGGACCCUAUGAAAGAGGAGAUAGUGCCUCCAGGCAAGAAGUUUGUUCCGGUCGUGUCCUCUUCCCACAGUACUAAACCGUCUGGCCGCGUAAAAGGAGCUGAAGCUUCGAUCUCCCGUGAUGGAUACGGGAAUAAGGUUAUAUCUAUGGUGACUCCAGUUUACGAGAAGGUCAAAGGGACAGGAGCUAUCGUGAUGAAGAAGCUUCCUUUCUCCGGGCACGGAACCGGUACAAAGAUGGAGAACCAGCAAGGACAAGACAAGGGCAUCUCAGCCAAAGAAUUUUAA